Molecule: messenger RNA, 2255 nt
Organism: Macroventuria anomochaeta
Lineage: Eukaryota; Fungi; Ascomycota; Dothideomycetes; Pleosporales; Didymellaceae
Product: mitochondrial division protein-like protein 1
Exons: 3
Coding region: 151-2160 (669 amino acids)
Molecular function (GO): protein binding
Source: RefSeq, a predicted model, not a curated record
CAAAACGCCUCCCCCCCCCGAGUCUACACACGACCACGCGCAACACCGGCCAUCGAGACCCCCACGCACCGCAUACGAAUACGCGACCAUGGCAUAAGCGGAAGCCCUCACCACACCAACUCACGUGCGCAUCCCUUCACAGCUGCUCGCAUGCCACCCUCGGCCCGCCGUGGCUCGCCCGGGCGUGGGAGAUCAACAAGCCCGCGGCCCUUGAUACCGCCCGAGCACGAGGAUGCGAGCCUCAUAGACAAUCUGCCCGAUACGCGCCAGCUGCAAGCCUUUGGCCGCAAAGUCACCGCGACCGCCAGCAGCCUCAUAGGCACCGAAGGCGUCGCCCAGCACUACCAAAACGCCCUCGGAGAGCUCCACCGCGAAAUCCGACGGCCCAUGCUGCAGCGCUCUGUCUUCUCCUUUGCCAACACCACGCCCCGCGAGAUUGUGCGCUCGCGAAUCUCCGUCCCCGAGAUCCAGCAGCGAGCGCUGUCGUACAUCCCCGACGAGAUCCUGCACAACAUCCCCGAGGACACCAGUGAGUUCUCGCUGUUCCAAGGGUUCCAGGCUUCGCUGCCAGAUGAGCCGGUCAGGGGCUCGAAGCAUGGCAAGCGCAAUGCCAGAGGGCAGAGGCUGAUUGGGGAGGAGCUUGGCGACGAGGACGCGAGUUUGCCGCCGUCUAUGCAGAAGCUGAAGAACCAGAAGCACAGUAUGAGCCACCGGCUGGAGAUGAUGGGCGUGCGGAAACACAUGUGUGUGGCUGAGAUUCUUGAGAUUGACAACAAGAUCGCGAAUCUGAACACGCUGCGCAAGAUGACGCUGGAUCGUCUGGCAGGGCUGGAGAUUGAGGAGGCUGAGCUUGAACAGGAUCUGCUGGGCGUGGACAACAGAAUCGAGGACCUGCAGGAGGAGCUGGACGACGCAGCAGCGCUUGCGCCCAAGUCUCCUGAGAGGCCGUCGACUGCAGAAGAAGAGGCGGGAGCAGAGGAUAGCUUCAUGUCUGAGUCGAUCUACAAGAAACUCCCCAGUCCAAAAUCGAAGAAGCACGUCAAACGACCGAUACGGCGCAUAUCGAUGCCGAUUCUACACGAACACCUCGAGCCAGGAUCGAAGAUCAAGGAGCUACCCGCACACAACGACACCAUCACAGCUCUCGACUUUGACGCGCCGUGGGGAACACUGGUCACUGCAUCGCUGGACGACACCGUGCGCGUAUGGGAUCUGAGCGCUGGGCGCUGCAUUGGCAUGCUCGAGGGCCAUCUCUCCUCAGUGCGCUGCCUGCAAGUCGAAGAGAACAUUGUCGCAACAGGAUCAAUGGAUGCUACCAUCCGCCUCUGGGACCUCAGCAAAGCCGAGUACGCGCCCCUCGACAACCGGAUAAACAAGCCCGGCGACGACGACGACGACGACGACGACGGCCUCGCUUUCGAGAACUCUGCGGAUGCGCCGCCCGCUCCUCCGCCAACGAUUAUGCAAGACUGCCCCAUGUUCUCCCUCGAAUCUCACGUCGAUGAAGUCACGGCCCUCCAUUUCCGUGGCGACACACUCGUGUCUGGGUCAGCAGAUAAGACGCUCCGGCAGUGGGACCUCGUCAAGGGGCGCUGCGUACAGACUCUCGAUGUGCUAUGGGCUGCCGCGCAAGCAUCUGCAACCGACACAACGAACAACGGACAAUGGCGCGGGACUGGCCGAGCUAUGGAUGCAUCUGCGGACUUUGUCGGCGCUAUCCAGGUCUUCGAUGCCGCGCUGGCAUGCGGUACCGCGGAUGGCAUGGUCAGGCUCUGGGAUCUGAGGAGUGGGCAGGUGCAUCGCAGUCUGGUUGGACACACAGGGCCGGUCACUGCGCUGCAGUUUGACGAUGUGCAUCUUGUUACUGCGAGUGCGGAUAGGAGUAUUCGGAUCUGGGAUCUCCGCACAGGAUCCAUCUACGACGCCUACGCCUACGACAACGCGGUCACAAGCAUGAUGUUCGACGCCCGCCGCAUUGUCUCCGCUGCCGGCGAAGAUGUGGUCAAGGUCUACGACAAGACUGAUGGAAGACAUUGGAACUGUGGGCCUGGUGCUAUGGAGGAGGAGGGUAGGAGGAGUGUUAUUGAGAGGGUGAGGAUAAAGGACGGAUAUCUGGUGGAGGGCAGGAAGGAUGGCACUGUGGGCGUUUGGUCGUGCUAGUGAGCGUGUAAGAAGAGAUGUACAUAUUGUAUGCAAGGCUAGAUCUUGAGGCAUAGCAAGCGUUGUACUACUAGAAUCGAUUUGGUCCACCCUGC